CAACAGUAACUUGGCGGGACUUGAUGGAAACCUUGACACCUUCAGGGAUGGUGAGUUCGUCAGACUUGUAGAUGUCUUUCAUGUCUGUAAGAUGAGUUAGAUGAAUGUGUCUUUGGAUGGAUGAAUCAUCUUAUUACCAAAUAGAUAUACAAAGGGCAGCUAAGAAGGAAGGAUCUUCUGUGCACUCGUCUACAAAUAAUUUAUUGUAAAAGAGCUGACGAGAAUGUCCGACUGUUCGGUCCGAAAAUACUUCAUCCGGAACUAGCUUUAUCUCAGGCACAAUUGGAUAUAUAUAUAUAGAAUCACAUUUUGUUAUCUGCAAUCCCUAUCUCAAGCAUGUCUCGAUAUAUACUUUGUUGUUAAUCUUGAAUACCUAUUUAUUUGAUCAUUCUGGUGUUGUUGUUUUUAUUUACUUUAAUAUGAAUCCCUCUUACAAUAUAGUUGUACCAUUUCAUUCGGGUAAACUUGACUAGAAAAUGUCAAAAAAUGAUACUUUGUUUUCAUCGCCGCCUGAACGUCAAGAAAAGAAUAAAUAUCUUGCGCCCUCUUCUCCUCCCCUCUUUUUUCCGCUUCUUUUCUCUUUCAAACAUAACAUGUCAGCCCUCCAUUUUAGUGUGGAUAGACUCUUUGGUAUCUAUUUGUUUGAUUAUUUUGAUAAGGCCUAUUCCUUGAUUGUUGGUCAAUCUGCCAAAGAUUUUGCUUUUGUGCAAGGUGUCACUCCUCUCUCGACUUUAAAUGAAGUCAUUAUCGGAUGUAUCACUUACUUUACUGUGAUCUUUGGUGGCCGCUAUUUGCUUACCAACGCGUCACCUGUCAAAUGCAAGUUGCUUUUCCAGAUCCACAAUGCAUUCUUGACGGUCAUUUCUUUUGUUCUUCUUGUACUAUUAAUCGAACAGCUACUUCCCAAGUUGAUUCAUCAUGGUUUGUAUUAUACGAUUUGUUCAGAAGAAGCUUGGACCCAGGAACUGGAAUUAUUGUAUUACCUUAAUUAUCUGGUCAAAUAUUAUGAGUUGAUUGAUACUGUUUUCUUGGUCGUCAAGAAAAAGAAGCUCGAGUUCUUGCACUAUUUCCAUCACAGUAUGACCAUGGCGUUAUGUUACACACAAUUGGUAGGCAGAACAACUGUGUCUUGGGUCCCUAUUGUUCUCAACUUGACAGUCCAUGUUCUCAUGUAUUAUUACUACUUCCGUACUGCUUCUGGAGCCAAGAUUUGGUGGAAACAAUACCUGACUACCAUGCAAAUCAUUCAAUUUGUGAUUGAUCUUGUGGUUAUUUAUUCCUGUACUUAUUCUUAUUAUGCUUAUACUUAUGCUUCAUUACCCAACUUUGGUGAUUGUGCAGGCACUGAAACUGCUGCUGCUUUCGGAUGUGCUAUCUUGACUUCCUAUCUCUUUUUAUUUAUCAAUUUCUAUAGAAUCACUUAUAACAACAAGAAGAAGGCUGCUUUAGCAAAGAAGGAGCCCAUCAAGAGCAAAAAAAUUUAAUGAUUAGACAAAUAAAAAAAAAAUAAAAAGACGUUAGAUGUUGUAUUUUACCGAACAGGUUAAA
Molecule: messenger RNA, 1548 nt
Organism: Gilbertella persicaria
Lineage: Eukaryota; Fungi; Mucoromycota; Mucoromycetes; Mucorales; Choanephoraceae
Product: GNS1/SUR4 family-domain-containing protein
Exons: 4
Coding region: 477-1484 (335 amino acids)
Biological process (GO): sphingolipid biosynthetic process; very long-chain fatty acid biosynthetic process; fatty acid elongation, polyunsaturated fatty acid
Cellular component (GO): endoplasmic reticulum membrane
Molecular function (GO): fatty acid elongase activity
Source: RefSeq, a predicted model, not a curated record